AUGAAAAGCCAAUUAACAGGAUUUCUUACGAGUUUUUGGAUUUCCUUUUCAUUUGCUUUGUAUUUUCACAGUGGAGAAAGAGAAGAGAAAUGUAUAAUUGAAGAUGUUCCCAGCGACACGUUGGUAAUUGGGAGUUACAAAGUACAACGCUGGGAUAUACAUAAACAAGACUUUCUUGAAUCUGCUCCUGGUUUGGGAAUGUUUGUGACCGUCACAACUCCUUCUGCAGAGGUGCUAUUGUCAAAACUGUAUGGGCCACAAGGAGCAUUUUCGUUUACAUCCUAUCUAUCUGGGGAGCAUGUUAUCUGCUUACAGUCUAACUCCACAAGGUUUGUGGCAUUUGCAGGAAGUAAACUG
Leptosomus discolor (cuckoo roller) is the source of this 357-nucleotide messenger RNA. NCBI's taxonomy places the organism in Eukaryota, Metazoa, Chordata, Aves, Leptosomiformes, Leptosomidae. The record is from RefSeq and is a predicted model, not a curated record.